AUGUCUCGGACCCCAUUAAACGCAUUACCACUGCAAGAAAAAGACCAAACCGUCGAUAGAUCUCCCCCACGUAAAAAACUGCGUCGUCGUAUCCGUAAAGCGUGCGAGCCAUGCCGACACAGAAAAGUCAAAUGCGAUGGUGGCCACCCAUGUGAAAUCUGCAUUGGCUACGACUACAGCUGCGUUUACGCCAAUACCGAGAUCCCCACAUCUUCCUCCGAGCAAGUCAUAUCUGGAGGAAGGUUAUCAAUAGAUCCAGACCCUGCCUCACAAGCACGGAACCAGCCAUUUCAGACAUCGGAAACCCAUGAGACAACCAGUACGGAGCCGCAAAAACAGUUGUACGAACUUUCUGAAGAGCGUCAAUCUUCGCGGACAGGCAAUACCAGGUUUACGAGGGUAGAUAGUGCAAUUGCAUUCCCAAGAAGCCUUGGCUUGGCACUUAAUGCGGAUGAGCCUCCGAGGUUACAUGCAUUUGCCUGGAAUACAGGUACCAGGAUCGAUAAUAAUCCCGUAAUUCGACAGAACAUAUUGCAAUACCUUGCACCCCAGGAUGUGAAAAGUCUCUCAAACGUGUUUUUCACUUCAGUCAAUCCAAUGUUUGAUAUAAUAAGCCACGACGGGUUUAACCACCGGGCCUCUAGUUGCUGGGAAACUCAGGACAUAGAUGCUGGGUUUGAAGUAGUGUUGUGUGGAGUGUUGGCCUUAGGAUCUUUAUUUUCUGCACAACCCGCCUUCAUACGCGAAGCAGAAAUCGUCGAACAAGCAAGGUUAAUACUAGACAGCACUUUCGCACAUUCAGAAGUGUUACUCUCGGUUGACUUCGUUGUUGGUUGGCUCUUACGUGCUAUCUAUUUACGUUGUACGACGAAGCCGCAUGUUUCGUGGGUGGCGAGUAGUAUGGCGAUGCAUAUUGCAGAGUCUAUAGGACUUCAUCAAGAGAUGAGCGAGAUAAGAAUUACGCCCGGUAAGAGGGUGCUUAUGAGUGAGGAGGAGAUUAAGAGCCGCAGGAGGGUGUUUUGGACGGCUGACUGCCUGAACCGACUUUUCUCUGCGCAGUAUGGACGGACGAAGAUAACGCUUCAGAACAUUACUUGUCGAUAUCCAAUGACUGUUACCGACGAUGGAGGGGAUGACUUUAUUAGCCUUAUACGUUUGAUGCCAGAUCUUUGUGAUAUAGGCUCCCCGAGUUCAGCUACGGUCCUGACGGAUGGGAUCUUGCGGCUAGGGAAUAUGGCUAUUUCAAAGCCACCGCUCAUGUUAAUGAGAGCAGACGCAAUGUUCUGCAUCUAUCGAAAAUUAAGAUACAUCGGCGUCACACUAUCACAAAAGCAGACUGAGGUAAUCCUGUCUAUGAUUCGAUCAGCACUUGAAGCAGCAGAUUCCCUUGUCACCCAAUCGCAACAGUGGUGGACCAUCAUCGGCGUACCAUUCCACAGCAUCUGCGUGUUAAUCGCUCUUAAUACUAUGGAGAGUUUGACGCUUUUGCAGAAAGCUAUGGAGACGUUGCAGAAUGUGGUGACGAUUUUCAAUUCGCAUGUAUCGAGGGAAGCGCUCCGUACUGCGCAUUACCUUGUGAAAGUCACGGAGAAGAAACGGAGAGGAGAAUUGGAAUGCUUGCAAAGGUGCCUUAAUCUGAACGCACAGAUAAAUGUUGCUACUCCUACGCAAACUCCACAGUCAGAUAGAGCAGUGGAAAUACCUUCAUUCGAAUGGCCGACAGACAUUGAUUUGGGGUUUUUUGAUUUCCUAAAUACAAAUUAUAUGGAUGGAGGCACGGGUAUGGCAGGCGGCAUAGAUGGAUUACAUAGUUCUUAG
Lachnellula hyalina is the source of this 1818-nucleotide messenger RNA. RefSeq names its product Protein RDR1. The record is from RefSeq and is a predicted model, not a curated record. Gene Ontology annotation, biological process: regulation of DNA-templated transcription; DNA-templated transcription; response to xenobiotic stimulus. Bases 1 to 1818 code for a protein of 605 amino acids. Gene Ontology annotation, molecular function: zinc ion binding; DNA binding; DNA-binding transcription factor activity, RNA polymerase II-specific. Lineage: Eukaryota; Fungi; Ascomycota; Leotiomycetes; Helotiales; Lachnaceae. The transcript is spliced from 2 exons.